AUGAGGGGACAGGUGUUGAAACUGCUGCUCUUUUUGAAUGUCUUCUUUUUGGGGAGCCUUCUGGUCCUCACCAUCUGGUGUUCGAUGGAGAAAGAAUAUGAGAAACCUUGCUUCAAUCUACAGCAAAGCACCGUUUCAAGGAGCCUCCGCAGGGAGCGUUCGAAUCAGUUCAUAGAUUUCUGCUCUCAAGUCUCACAAACGGAAGAACCCAACAAUGAACCAUUGAGUGAGCCCAUCAAAGAAAAACCUGAAAAAAUGGCUGACAAGAAACAAGCUGCUAUGCAAUGUAAAGACUGCAGCAAAGACAAAUCUGAGAAAAUACCUGAUAAGAAGGAAGCUGCCAAGCAACGUAAACUCUGUCAAGACUGCAGGAAGAAAAUAACAGAAAUGCUACAGCCUUACUCCAAACCCUGGAAGAGACAGGAGGAAAAACACGAAGAAUUAAGAGUUAAGCUGAACUUAAAGGUCAGAGGUUAUGAAAAGGCCAUCAUUACUCAGAAAAACACUCUGGUGGGAUCAAAGCUUGCUGCAGAUGGAGAUAAAAAGAUGACGAUUUUUGAGGUGAAAUCGGAGCAUUUUGACACAUUUUUGAAGGAGUCUCCUUUUGCAAAUAAAACCUACAGUUCUUGUGCUGUUGUUGGGAAUGCUGGGAUCCUGGCAAACAGUAGCUGUGGAAAACAUAUUGAUUCAGCUGAGUUUAUCAUCAGGUGCAACCUUCCGCCUUUAAAUGGAUACGAGAAACACGUUGGGGUCAAGACGGACCUUGUGUCAGCAAAUCCGAGCAUACUUUUACAAAAGUAUGACUCUCUUUUAGGAAGUCGACGAAAGUUUAUGGAGAAUCUGUGCCAAUAUGGAAGCUCCAUGAUUCUGUUUCCUGCGUUUUCCUAUGUCAAAAACGUAGCUCUCUGCAUGCGGGCUUUCCACACGAUUCAGGACUUUGGGAGCCCCAUGCAACCAAUCUACUUCAAUCCAGAGUACUUAGCGGAUCUUGACACGUUCUGGCGCUCUCAAGGAUGGAAGGCUGUGCGUCUCAGCUCUGGCAUGAUUGUGACAAGCAUGGCCCUGGAACUGUGUGACACUGUCGACCUGUACGGCUUCUGGCCAUUCGAUCUUCACCCACAGACCUUCAAGGAGCUGACCAACCAUUAUUACGAUGACAUAAGAGGAAGGAGCGGAUUCCACGCCAUGCCGGAGGAGUUUAAGCUCCUGUUGCAGCUACACAGCGAGGGUAUACUUAGGCUCCACCUUGGUGAAUGUGAGUAGUCCCACAGGAACCUGUGUAUGCAGGUGUGUGUGUUUGCAGUUGUGGUUCUGCAUCAAGCAGAGGCCUGGGCAAGCCCCUCCUCCUGCCGCCCAAAACAAAACAAAAUGGAGGAAAUUAUUUAUAUUCUGUUCUGGGAUAAGCAGUGGUAUUUAUAAAGUUUUGAACAAGCUAGCUCAGAAACUGACCCAUACUUCCUCCCUCCUGACUAAACAAAUAUGAAGUGAACAUUCUUAAAUAUUUAUUAUGAAUCUGAAUGUCUGUGCUAGGAAAAUGGAAGGAAUGCUUUUUCACAUUCAUUGUUGUCCUGAAACCUUUAAGUGUCCAAGGUCACAAAGAUUUUAUGCAAAAUGUAACUUUUUUCAUGCAAGUGAAGUAUUUGUACAGUUUUCCAGGGAACAGAUCAGAAGGAAUGUCGUGGGAUAGAUGCAUAUAUUAAAAUAUUUUUCCAAAGGAUCACAUUUUCUUACUUCUGAUUCACUUUUUAUACAGUUCCUCACAAAAGUAUUUGCACCCUUUGAUUCUUUCACAUUUUGUCACAUUUUGUCUAUAAAUCUAAAUAUUCUGUUAGGACAACAAAGUA
Poeciliopsis prolifica (blackstripe livebearer) is the source of this 1844-nucleotide messenger RNA. RefSeq names its product alpha-2,8-sialyltransferase 8F-like. Gene Ontology annotation, biological process: N-glycan processing; oligosaccharide metabolic process. The coding region runs from base 1 to 1263 and encodes 420 amino acids. Gene Ontology annotation, molecular function: alpha-N-acetylneuraminate alpha-2,8-sialyltransferase activity. The record is from RefSeq and is a predicted model, not a curated record. The transcript has 10 exons. NCBI's taxonomy places the organism in Eukaryota, Metazoa, Chordata, Actinopteri, Cyprinodontiformes, Poeciliidae.